Molecule: messenger RNA, 12519 nt
Organism: Manacus vitellinus (golden-collared manakin)
Lineage: Eukaryota; Metazoa; Chordata; Aves; Passeriformes; Pipridae
Gene: PKD1
Product: polycystin 1, transient receptor potential channel interacting
Exons: 49
Coding region: 1-12519 (4172 amino acids)
Biological process (GO): kidney development
Cellular component (GO): membrane
Molecular function (GO): protein binding
Source: RefSeq, a predicted model, not a curated record
AUGGGCUCAGAGGAUCUUUCCAACAACAAGAUCAGUGGUUUAGAUGUUCAGCUAUUCAGAAGCCUGACUUCGCUGGCAAAGCUAGAUAUAAGCCACAACCAGAUUUCUACAUUAGAAGAUGGAAUAUUUGAUAAUUUAUUUAAUUUAAGUGAAAUAAACUUAAGUUGGAAUCCAUUUGUUUGUGACUGCAAACUGUCCUGGUUGCCCCGCUGGGUGGAAGACAGAAAAGUGAGAGUUCUUGAGGCGUCAGACACGAGAUGUGCCCACCCCCCCGAGGUGGCAAACCUGUCCCUCUUCGACAUCCCGUUCCCCAAUGCCACCUGUGGAGCUCAGUACAUCACGUGUCUGACAAGCAACCACACGGAAGGGGCUGAACUUGUCGUCCUCUUCACGUCUGUCCACGCCGGGAACCUCAGCGAGGAGACCUGCAGUGCCCUGUGCUACGCCCAAGACCAGGAGUAUGGAGGUUUCAGCUCCCUGGGGCAGUGUCUGUGUGGAACUGCCCAUGAAACAAACUCUUCCUCUGGCUGUUUGCCAUUUUGCACUGAGCAUUUGUCCGGGCAGGGCUGUGGUGGCCCGUCACUCGUCCCCUCGCCCUUCCAGGCACAGCUGCCUGUGUCUUUCACAGGACUCCAGCCCCGGUACAGCCUACACCAGGCUGUGCUCUUCAAUGUCAGUAUUCCCAUCGCUGUCAGCACUUUACUGUGGGAAUUUGGGGACCAGACAGAGGUUCUCAACACCACUGGAAAUGCAGCUGUGCACACGUAUGCCUUACCCGGGCGGUACAAUGUCACUGCCACCAUCCUGGUGGGCACCAAGGUCUUGUACGAGCAGGCAGAAGUUGAGGUGGUGGCUUCACCCCAACAGCUGGAGCUGCAGUGUCCUUCCUUGGUCAAGACAAAUGAGAGUCUGGACAUCCAGAUCCGCAACAGAGGCGGCACUGGCCUCGUGGUGCUGUACGGGAUCACGCAGGCUGGAGAGCUGGGCAGGGCAGUUCACCCCAUGUGCCCCCCCGAUGGCUUGGUGUUCCCGGGCAAUAACCACUGCUACCAGCUGGUGGUGGAAAAGGCGGAGUGGCUGGAGGCCCAGCGGCACUGCCAGGAGCACGACAAUGGAGAGCUGGCUUUUGUCAGCAGCCCCGAGAUCCAGAGCUUCUUGGUUGCUCGUGUCAUCAGGAGCCUCGAUGUCUGGAUUGGAUUCAAUGAUUUUGCAAGCUCUGGAGCGCAGCAAAGAGGGGAAGGAUUUAAUCUGGAGAGCUGUCAGAACUGGCUGCCAGGAGAACCCCAUCCCUCCAACGCUGACCAUUGCGUCCGGAUGGGCCCGACGGGCCAGUGCAACACCGACCUGUGCAUGGCCAAGCACAGCUACGUCUGCGAGUACAAACCCAGAGGAGUUCUCCUAAAUGCCGAAAACUUCUUUGAGGGCGACGCUGUGUUUGACACACCCGAGGCCGUGAGGAACCUGGCUGGAGCUGUGCUGUCAGAGCCAUGGCAGGCUGAGCAGGUGAUGGAGUUCCCUGAGCUGGCAUUCAGGCACGAGGGGUAUCUGACUGCCCUGGAGUUUGUGACACAGGAUCUGCAUCAGCCCGUCCAAGUGAGGUUCCAGGUGCACAGGCCAAUGGAUGGAGAAGACUAUCAGGAGGGAAGCAAUGCUACGGAACCAUUCCAUCCUGCUCAGGAUGACGGGAACUGGACGCUGCUGGAAUGUCCUCCUGGUUUCCAGUGGUGUCAUUUGACUGAUUUGUGCUCGUCCCACAACAACUGCUGCAACGCGACCGAGUGUGCCAACAACAGUUCCUUUGCCAGCAGCCCUGCCCCCGGGGCCCUGCAGCCCAACGACAGCCAACCCAGCUAUGAACUCCACCAGGAAUUUCUCUUUACAGUACCAGCUGGCCCCUCUUCCCAGUAUCAGGUCUCACUCAGAAAAGAAAAUAUCUUUGUCAGGGCUGGGGAUGUCUUCAGCAUCCAGCACAAUGAGCAGCUGGUCCCGGUGCUCAGCCCCCACAACGCGGGGCUGGACCAGCCCGGUCUCUACACGGUCAGAGCCAGCGUGGACAGCGGGGUCUUCAGCGCCAACCUGUCCUGCAGCUUCCGGGUGGCCUCACGGGUGUCGGGCCUGCGUGUCAUCCACCCCCCUCCCCAGGGCAGCAGGGUCUACCUGCCCACCAACCACACCACCCUGGUGCUCAAACUGUCCUCGGGGGUGAACGCCACGGCCACCUGGCUGGGGGACAACCACAGCGUGCCCUUCACGGGGGCCUGCCCGGCGGCCGUGGCACCGCUCACGGCGCAGUGUGCCAGGGACAACAACGACACCUGGUUCGCUGUGGUGCAGCUGAGCGGCCUCAGGGAGGGGCUCAGCACCCACGUGCUGGUGGCAGAGAACGCCGUGAGCUCCCAGAACAUCACGGUCACCGUGAAGGUGGAGGAGCCGAUCCGCGGGCUGAGGGCCACCCCCGACCCCGAGAGCAGGGUCCUGCUGAACACACGGGUGAGCUACAUCCCUGUGAUGGAGGCUGGGUCAGAUGUGACUUUCCGAUGGACAGUAGAUGAUAAGCCAUCUUUCACUUUUUACAAUGUUGUCUUCAACGUUAUCUACCAAAGCCCAGCCGUGUACAAGCUUUCGCUCACCGCCUCCAACCACGUCAGCAACUUCACGGUCAAUUACAACGUCACGGUGGAGAUGAUGAAUAAGAUGAAGAACCUGACGGUGGUGGGUGUCCUGCCAGUCCUGCCCCAGAACAGCACCGUGGAGCUCACGGCGAGGGUGCACGUUGAUUCGGCUGUGGAGGCUCUGUUCCUGUGGGAUUUUGGAGAUGGUGUCCAGGAGGCAUACCUGUUCAAACCUCCCUACAACAAGUCUUUCCUUGUUCCUGAUCCCAGUGUCCAUGAGGUUGUCAUUGAGCACAAUGUUUCACACAUCUACCAAGACCCAGGAGAAUAUGCCCUGAUGGUUGUCGUGUCCAACCAGUUCGAGAACCUCACACACUUGACCCCAGUUCACGUCCACAGUUACCUGGUUGACGUGAAGGUGGAAGCAGAGGAGGAGGUUUUGGUCGUGAGCCGCCCGGUGACCUUCCGAGCCCAUCCCCUGCCAUCCCCCUAUGGCGUCGUGUACACCUGGGACUUCGGGGACAGGUCCCCCCUGCUCACAGAGAUCCAGCCUACAGUGACCCACAGCUACGCCCAGAGAGGGGUGUACAACGUCACCGUGACAGCCAACAACACCGUGAGCAGUGUGGAGACAGUGGAGUGCUACCAGGUGUUUGAGGAGAUCACCGGGCUCCGCGUUUCCGCGGGCGAGGCAGCAGAGCUGGGAGCGUCUGUCACCAUCAACGCCUCCGUGCAGACUGGGGACAGCAUCACCUGGGUGUUCGACCUGGGGGAUGGGACGGUGCUGAGGAGUCAGGAGCCAGUGGUAGAACACGUGUACAUAAAGGACAUCAACUGCACUGUGAAUGUGACUGCUGUGAAUCCCGUGAACUCCAUCUCCCAGACUGUUCCUGUUCGGAUAUUUGUCCUGGAAGUGCUCAAAAUAGAGCCAGCUUCUUGCAUCCUGGAGCACCCGGACGUGCAGCUCACCGCGUACGUGACGGGGAAUCCUGAGGAGUACAUCUUUGACUGGACUUUUGGAGAUGGCUCCUCUAAUGUCACAGUCAGGGGGGACCCUGGGGUGAGGCACAACUUCACCCGAAGCGGGACGUUCCUGCUCUCCCUGACUCUCUCCAGCAGGUUUAACAAGGCUCACUAUUUCACCAGCGUCUGUGUGGAGCCAGAGAUAGUCAAUGUCACCCUUCUCCCUUCCAAGCACUUUGUGAGGCUUGGGGAAGAGAGCACCUUCCAGGUCAGUGCCGUGCCUCCCUACCAGUACCGCUACCGCUGGGAUUUCGGGAACAACGAGUCCGCCAGAUCGAGUGGGACCGAGGUGACCUACACCUACAAGAACACAGGGGUCUUCCUGGUCACAGUGACUGUCUCCAACAACGUCUCUUUCAACAACGACACAGCAUUUGUGGAAGUCCAGGAACCAGUUGGGGUAGCGAAGAUUGAAUAUAAUGGGACAGAUGUUUUGGAGCUGAACCAGGUCUACCUGUUCUCUGCCAGCAUGAAUGGAACCAAAGUGAGUUACUGCUGGGACUUUGGAGAUGGCACUACCCAGCCUGGGCAAGUCGCCACCCACUCCUACAACAGCACGGGCCGUUACAGCGUUACCGUGAUGGGCCAGAACGACGUGAGCUCUAACGAGACCACCAUCGACGUCACCGUGAAACGUCGGCUCUUCGGCCUCACCAUCAAUGCCAGCAGGACAGUGGUGCCACUGAAUGGGUCGGUGAGUUUUGUAGCCACCCUCGUGGCUGGCACUGCCAUCCGCUACUCGUGGAUCCUCUGCGAUCGGUGCACUCCUAUCCAAGGCUCCUCCACAAUUUCCUACACCUUCCGGUCCGUGGGCACGUUCAAUGUCAUUGUGACAGCAGAGAACAAGAUCAGCUCGUUGCAGGACAGCAUCUACGUCUACGUCCUGGAGCAGAUUGAGGGCCUGCAGGUGGCCAGCGGUGACCUGGUGGAGGACAUGUAUUUCCCAACAAACAAAACACUCCAUUUGCAGGCCGUGGUGAGAGAGGGAACAAACAUCUCCUACAGCUGGGUAGUCCAGCGGGAUGGCAAUGCUGUGCAGACCUCCACUGGGAAAACCUUCUCCUUCAGCGUCCCCGAAGCUGGGAACUACACUGUCUAUCUGAAGGCCACCAAUAUGCUGGGAUGUGCCACUGUUAACAGGACACUGGAGUUUGUUGAAAGCCUUGGUCUCCUAAAGCCCUACGCCUUCCCCAACCCAGCUGCUAUUAAUGCCUCUGUUAACAUAAGUGCCACCAUAACCAGUGGCACUGGCAUCACGUAUGUGUGGUACCUCGAGGAUGGCUCCUCUCCUGUUACUUCUGAACCCUUCAUUAUACACUCCUUCCAAAGCCCUGGGGUGAUCGAGGUCAUCGUCGGAGCAGAAAACAAGCUGAAUUCAACCAAUUCAACAAUUUCUGUCUGUGUAGAGGAGGUUAUAGAGGGACUGAGUAUAGGGACAGCAGAGCUGGACUGUAGGUACGUCUCAUCAGGCUCCACGGUGGUCUUUGAGGGGGAACUGCAGAAAGGGACUGAAGUGACCUGGCUCUGGGAGGUGCCCAAUGGCACCUUGACUGGCCAGUCUGUGGCAGUCACAUUCCCUACGGCAGGGCUUUAUACAGUCCAUCUGAACGCAUCCAACGACAUCAGCUGGGCUCUGGCCAGCAGGAAUAUCUCAGUGCUGGACAGGAUCCAAGGUCUGGAAGUUCUCGCCAGCAAGAAGGUGGUGGAGCCAGGGGAGCAGGUCACGUUUGUGAUCAGGAUGUUGUCAGGUACCUCUGUGAGUUACCUGGUGAGCAUAAGCGGGGACUACUCUGUGGUGCUCAACGGGUCCAGGUACACCCAUGAGUUCACCAAGAGCGGUGAUUACCUGGUGACUGUGACCGUGCAGAACCAGAUCAGCAUCGCACACGCCCAGGUGCUCAUCUCUGUCCUGGAGGCCAUCCGGGAUGUCAGGCUCCUGAACUGCUGUGAGGAGGGCAUCCCCACAGGCACAGAGAAGAGCCUCAGUGCCCGCGUGGGGAGCGGCUCCCGUGUGUCCUUCUCCUGGCGGUUCUCCCUGUGGAAAGAGCAAGGUCGGUCUGUGGUCACUGUGUCAGGAGAGAGCGUUUCCUACACUCCAGAAGCUGCAGGGCUGCUUGAGAUUCACCUCAGUGCCUUCAAUGACUUGGGAAGUGUCAAUAUCACCAGAACCAUCCAGGUCCAAGACCCGAUAGUCCAGGUCUCCCUCUCUGCCUCCAAUGCCUUUGUCAACAGGACGGCACUGUUCGAAGCCAUGGUGGUGCCCAGCAGCAGGAGCGUUGAGUUCUUGUGGAGCUUUGGGGAUGGUUCUUCCACUCAAACAACCAGGGCUGCAGUGGCCAACUAUUCCUACCUGAGUCCUGGGGAUUACCUGGUGGAGGUGAAUGCCACCAAUCUCAUCAGCUUCUUCAUAGCCCAGCUCACUGUCACGGUCAAAGUCCUGGAGUGCGAGGAGCCGGAGGUGGAGUUGGCCUUGCCCCCCCAGGUAGUCAUGAAGCGAUCCCAGAGGAACUAUCUGGAGGCACAGAUUGACCUCCGAGGGUGCAUCAAGUACCAGACAGAGCACCUGUGGGAGAUCUACCGAGCACCCAGCUGCAUGGACCUGGAUGACUCCAGCAGGAUCCGGCUGCCGAACGUUGACGUGAACAGGCCCCAGCUGGUUAUCCCAAAGCUCGCCCUGCACGUUGGGAACUAUUGCUUCAUGUUUAUUGUCUCCUUUGGAGAUACCCCACUGUCCAAAAGCAUCUUUGCCAAUGUGACUGUGAUCCCAAGUAAGCUGGUCCCAAUCAUCGAUGGGGGGUCAUACCGUGUAUGGUCCAACACUCAGGACUUAAUCUUGGACGGGGAGAAGUCCUACGACCCGAACUUGGAUGACGGCGAACAGACCCCACUGUUGUACGAGUGGUCCUGUACGUACUACUCCAAGCAGAGCUCGGCUGCAGGGUGCUCUCUGAAUUUCAGUGCCAGUGAAGGAAUUGUCACAAUUCCCAAAGCUGAAUUAGAAGCAGAUGUGGCGUACACGUUCGACCUCACCGUCAGGAAGGGGGACAUGAGUCCUGAGGCCACCAACCAAACCGUGUUCAUCAAAAGGGGAGGAGUCCCUAUCGUGUCCCUGGAGUGUGUUUCCUGCAAGGCUCAGUCUGUCUACGAAGUCAGCAAGAGCUCCUACGUCUACCUGGAGGGGACCUGCCAGAACUGUCACAACGACUCCAAGCUUGGGAGAUGGGCAGCACACAGCUUUAAGAACAGGUCUCUCAUCCUGGACAAAACAACGACCUCCACUGGGGACACGGGGAUGAACCUGGUGCUGAGGCCGGGGGCACUGAAGGAUGGCGAGGGCUACACCUUCACCCUGCACAUCACAGACCUCACCACGGGGGAGGAGGGCUUCGCCUCCAUCGACCUGCUCCCCAACCAGCCCCCCACGGGGGGAGAGUGCUUCCUGUCUCCCCAAGGACCCCUCAGGGCACUCAUGACCAAGGUGCACUUUGAGUGUGCAGGUGAGAGCGUUGGGAACACCUUCCACUAUCCCGGGUUGCUCCAACCCCCGUCCAUGCUGAAGGGCAGCCGGGCCGAGCACGGCGCCUUCCUGCCCCCCGGCUUCCACGAGAGCGGCUUCCAGGUGUCCGUGUCCGUCCUCGUGCAGGACCAGCUGGGAGCCACCGUGGUGGCCAUUAACAGCCGGGCCGAGCACGGCGCCUUCCUGCCCCCCGGCUUCCACGAGAGCGGCUUCCAGGUGUCCGUGUCCGUCCUCGUGCAGGACCAGCUGGGAGCCACCGUGGUGGCCAUUAACAGCUCCAUGGAAAUUGGCUUACCUGAGGGCUUUCCCAGCCUUUCCUACUGGCUCUACAACCAAACUGACACUGUGCUCCAGGGAUUGGUGAAACAAGGGGACCCUCAGCAGGUCAUUGAGUACUCCCUGGCCCUCAUCACCAUCUUAAAUGAGUAUGAGAGAUCCAUGCUUCUGGAACCUGAGGCUGGGAAUGAAUUUGAGCUCCGGACCUGGACUCGCAACAACAUCACGGAGACCCUGAACUCUCUGAAGGUGAACACUGUUGAUGACAUCCAGCAGAUCUCGGCGGCCCUGGCGCAGUGCACGGUGGCGAGCAAGGAGCUGGUGUGCAAGUCAUGCCUGACAAGGACCUUGAACAAGCUGGAGACCAUGAUGACCAUUCUGCAGGGGGAAACAACCCAGGGCACUGUGACUCCAACUGGCAUUGCUGACAACAUCCUCAACAUCACAGGUGACCUAAUCCACCUUGUCAAUACGGUUUCACAAGAAUCCAAGCCCCAGGAGCUGCUUGCUGAUUCCCACAACUUGCUGCUGGCUCCCAAAGCCUACAACCUGUCCUCCAGCCUGAUGCGCAUCCUCAUGAAGUCCCGAGUGCUGAACGAAGAGCCCCUUGAGCUGGUGGGAGGAGAAAUUAAGGCCACAGGCAAGAGGUCUGACCCCUUUAACUUGCUUUGCUACGAAAACACACCAAACUGCCAGUUCUCCAUCCCCCAGGCCUUCAACUCCACCCUUUCCAACCUGACGGAUGUCAUUCAAGUCAUGUUCCAAGUGGACUCCAAUCCUUUCCCUUUUGGUUACAUCAGCAACUACACUGUGUCCACCAAGGUGGCCUCCAUGGAGUUCCAGACACACAACGGGGUGCAGAUCCCCAUCGGGAGCCUGGACUCAGAGAAAGCCAUCACUGUGAUGGUGUCAAACAACACGGAUCCCAACAACCUCGCUGCUGGCACGGAAGUCAUCGAGCCAAGGACGUCUGUGAACCUGAUUGUGAACAUGGAGAGCAACAACAGAGAAGCAGGACUGCAUUUCCAGCUCACCUACAGAGUCCUCAAUGAUCACUACCUUGCCAGCGAGCCUGAGCCGUUCAUCAUGGCCUAUCUCCAUCACGAGCCCCAGCCCAACGAGCACAACUGCACUGCCUCCAAGAAAAUCAGCCUGGAUACCCUGGCUGGGAGUGACCACAAACUCUACACCUUCUUCACCUCACCCAGAACGGAUGAUCCCAUCCAGAGAUACUACCUGAACAUCACCAACCACUUCAGCUGGUCUCCAGUGGAGGUGACGCUGGGGCUCUACACGUCCCUGUGCCAGUACUUCAGCGAGCGGGAGAAGCGCUGGAAAACAGAAGGAAUUGUCCCCCUGGAGGAGACCAGGCCAGACCAGGCCGUGUGCUUAACCCAGCACCUCACUGCCUUUGGGGCCAGCUUGUUCGUGCCCCCAAACUCUGUCCAGUUCAUCUUCCCUGCCCCGGGCCCGGGCCUGAACUACAUCGUCCUGCUGACGUGUGCCGUGUGCUUUGUGACCUACUCGGUGGCUGCGCUGAUCGUGCACAAGCUGGACAUGAUCGACCUGCACCGGGUGGGAGUGAUUCCCUUCUGCGGGAAGAACGGGAUGUACAAAUACGAGAUCCUGGUGAAGACGGGCUGGGGCAGAGGAUCAGGUACCACGGCCCACGUGGGGAUCGCCCUGUACGGGGUGGACAACAAGAGUGGUCACAGACACCUGGAUGGGGACAACGCCUUCCACCGCAACAGCCUGGACGUGUUCCAGAUCGCCACGGAGCGCAGCCUCGGCAGCAUCUGGCGCAUCCGCAUCUGGCACGACAACAAAGGACUCAGCCCCUCCUGGUACCUGCAGCACGUCAUCGUGCGGGACCUGCAGAGCAGCAAGAGCUACUUCUUCCUGGUGAACGACUGGCUGUCGGUGGAGAGCGAGGACAACGAUGGCAUGGUGGAGAAGGAGGUGUUUGCUGCCAGUGAGACGGAGCUGAGGAGCUUCUCGCGGAUCUUCGUGGCGGAGCUGCAGCGAGGCUUCUUCGAGAAGCACGUGUGGCUGUCGCUGUGGGACCGCCCGCCCCGCAGCCGCUUCACCCGCGUCCAGAGGGCCACCUGCUGCUCCCUCCUCAUCUUCCUCUUCCUCUGCGCCAACGCCGUGUGGUACGGCGUGGUGGGCAACGUCCACCUCAGCAACGUGGCCGUUUCUAACCUGAUCCCUGUGAGUGUGGACACAGUGGCUGUUGGUCUGGUGUCCAGUGUGGUGGUUUAUCCCCUCUACCUGGUCAUUUUAUUUCUCUUCCGGAUGGCUCGUGGCAAGGUCUCCAUCAGCCACACAGUGACUCACUCAGACCAGCAGUCCUUGGAGAUUGACAACUACCUGGACUCCUCAAUCCUCGACAGCUCCUUCCCCACCUUCCCCGGGCUGCAGGCAGAGGCCUUCUCUGAGCAAACCAAAACAGAUCUGUUCUUGGAGGACUCCAAAAGCCUGGUACGAUGGCCCUCCAGUGAGGCCCUGCUCAGCUGGCCAGACCUCCUCAGUGACCCCUCCAUCAUGGGCAACACCAUCCAGAAGCUGAAGAGAGGCCGGGCCAGCCGCCACCUGGGGCUCGAGGCCCCGCUGGCCACCGAGGAGGACAGUUUGUCCCUUGGCAUUCACCAGGGACAGCCUCGGUACUUCUCUGCCUCAGACGAGGAUCUGAUCCGGCAGAUCCUGGCGGAUGGAGCCAGCGGCAUCUCCCACUCCCAGGACCUGGGGCCGUACAUGAGGGCUGAAACAGAUCUGAUCUCAGGCCUGUCCAGCGUGUUCGGGGAGAAGGUGGAGACUGUCAUGAUGCAGAAGCUGAACGACAAAGGGCAGAGCAUGGCAGCUCCUCCCAGGGAAGUGAGCAGAUCAGCCAAGUCCACGUGGACAGUUGCAGACCAAACGUUCAGGAAGCGCUUGCUCCCACCCUGGUGCUCCUACCUGGCUCAUGGCAUCAGCCUCCUGCUCUUCGCCACCUCCACGGGGGUCUCCGUGUGGAUCGGGGUGGGCUUUUCCUCCAGCGUGGCCCUCAUGUGGCUCAUCUCAGGGAUAUUCAGCUUUCUGGCAUCCUUUCUGGUCUGGGAGCCCCUGAAGGUGCUGCUGGAAGCCCUGUAUUUCUCCCUGGUUGCCAAGCGCCUGCACCCCGAGGAGGACGACACGCUGGUGGAGCAGCCCUGCGUGGAACACGUGUCGGAGAAGAUCAGCAAAGUGCGGCCCCCGCAGGGCUUCGCCCUCUUCCAGGCCAAGGAGGAGGCCAGGAAGGUCAAACUGCUGCACAGGAUGCUGAAGAAUUUCCUCAUCUACAUGAUGUUCUUGCUGGUGAUCCUGCUCACCAACUACGGGGACACGUCCCGCACCAGCCGGGCCUUCCUCCUGCAGAGCUCCAUCAAGCAGCAGCUGGGCAGCAACGAAUUCCUCCUCAUCAAGAGGUCGGAUCAGUUCUGGCUCUGGAUGUCGCGGGUGUUCCUCCCGUACCUGCACAACAACGGGUCGGGCCCGGAGAGCCACAGCACCACGCUGGGCACGGCCCGGCUGCGCCAGCUCCGCCUGCAGGAGGCUGAGUGCCAUGCCCAGGACAUCCUGCCCGGCAUGGGCAGGGCCCAGAGGAGCUGCACUGACCAGCACAGCUUUGCCACCGCUGACUAUGGCACAGGCUGGGAGAGGGCAGCGGGGAACGUGACGGCGGCGUGGGCCCACUCCCCACCUGACCUGGCAGGGAUCUGGUACUGGGGUUACCUCUCCUUCUACGACAGCAGCGGGUACGUGCAGGAGCUGGGCCCUUCACUGGAGGAGAGCCAGGCCCAGCUGGACUUCCUGCAGCAGCACACGUGGAUCAACAACAUGAGCCGGGCAGUGUUUGUGGAGCUGCUGCAGUACAACCCCAGCGUGGACCUGCACGUGGCCAUCACCCUGCGCCUGGAAUUCCCGGGAUCCGGCCAGGCCAUCGCCGCCCUCACCAUCAGCCCCUUCCCACUGCUGCGGCUCAGCGGGGGGGUCACCCUGCAGCUGCUCAUGAUGGUCUUCCUCAUGAUGUUUGUGGUUUACUUCGUGGUGUCGGAGUCGCUGUCCAUCAAGAAGGAAGGCAGAGCCUACUUCACCCAGUGGGGCAACUACGGCCAGUGGCUCUUCAUCCUGCUCACCACGAGCACUGUGGUGGUUCACCUCAGCCAGGCCACCCUCGCUGACCAGCAGUGGCUCAAGUACCUCAGCAACCGUAGGGGUUUCACCAACUUCUACCAGGUGGCCUUUCUCAGCUCCGUGUUCAGCAGCCUGGCCGCGUCCCUGCUCUUCCUCCUGACUGUGCAGGCUGCCCAGCAGCUGCGCUUCGUCAGGCAGUGGUCAGUGUUUGGGAAGACCUUCCAGAAGUCGGCCAAGGAGCUCACAGCUGCAGGGGUGGCCUUCGCCCUCCUCCUCCUGGCCUACGCCCAGCUCGGCUUCCUGGUAACUACCCCUGCCUCACCAUGGCACGACAUCGUGGGCAGCAGCCUCCUGCUGCUGCUGGCCCUGCUCCGGGGCAGCGGGAGCCUCCAGCCCUGCCUGCCCGAGGCCUCGGGCCUCUGCUGCCUGUUCUGCACCAGCUACAUCGUCCUGGAGGUGUGGAUCGUGCUGAGGCUGCUCACAGUGGUGCUGAUCCACAGCUACCGCGAGAUGCACUUUGAGCUGUACCGACCUGCCUUCGAGCCCCAGGACUACGAGAUGGUGGAGCUGUUCGUGCGCAGGCUCAAGAUGUGGAUGGGCUUCAGCAAAGCCAAGGAGUUCCGGCACAAGGUGAGGUUCGAAGGGAUGGAGCCGCUGCCCUCCCGCGACUCCAGUGACUCCAAGUCCUUCCGGGGCCCCACUCCCAGCGCUGCCUCCGACAGCUCCAGGGCCUCCACGUCCUCCAGCCAGCUGGACGGGCUGAGCCUCGUGCUGAGCACCCGGGACAGCCUGGAAGUGGACGCCGACAUCCAGCGCCUCCUUUCCCUCUUCGAGAUGCUGCUGGCCCAGUUCGACCGCGUCAACCAGGUGACGGAGGAUGUGUCCCGCAUCGAGCUACGCACUGUGGAGGAAAGCAACAGCUUUCGAGAAGGUAUUUAA